This is a messenger RNA of Prunus avium (sweet cherry), 651 nucleotides long. RefSeq names its product peptidase. The record is from RefSeq and is a predicted model, not a curated record. Gene Ontology annotation, biological process: anther wall tapetum development. NCBI's taxonomy places the organism in Eukaryota, Viridiplantae, Streptophyta, Magnoliopsida, Rosales, Rosaceae. Gene Ontology annotation, cellular component: signal peptidase complex; endoplasmic reticulum membrane.
AAGCAAAUCCUUAGAUUGAGAGAGAGAGAGAGAGAGAGAGAGUAUUGUGUGGCUGGCAUGGCCGCCACCACCACCCAUUCAUGCCCAUUUCCUCCUUCCCCACACUAGUAAUCUCUCACCCAUCUUCAUCCCCCACUUUAACUUCGUCAUUUUCAUCAAGCCACCCCAUGGCAAACGAUGCCGUUUUCAGGGCCUCUCUAGUUUGGUUGGCUACAGUUAUAGUGGUAGUUGGAGUAUGCACACAGUCUUUCAAGAAGAUGAUGUUAACGUACGUGGUUGGUGUGCUGGGUAUUUCUGCGUUGCUCUUGCCCGAUUGGGGUUACUUUGACCGAGACUUUUCACGGUGGACGUCUCCGGUUUCAGCAGAGGAAAGAGCCUCUGAAGUUGCUCAAAGAUCUGGGUUAAUUAGAAGAUUUAGAAAAAAUCCUAUGAGAUUGGUUGCUUAUGCCACAGUUUAUGGGUUUGCUCUAUACAAGUGGUGGAUGUUCAUAUCAAGCUAAUAUCAAGCCAGAGAAGAUCAAUGGUGUUGGGGUACUUUCUAGUUUAUUGGUAUGUAAAUUAUGAAUGAUGACAGUUGCCAUUGCAAUAUUACUUUGGGUUCCAUAUAUGUAAGAUUUCCAAAUCCAAUUUACUUGGAAGAUAUGGCUUCAA